Alosa sapidissima (American shad) is the source of this 1897-nucleotide messenger RNA. It is a transcript of the gene mettl9, whose product is annotated as methyltransferase like 9. Gene Ontology annotation, molecular function: protein-L-histidine N-pros-methyltransferase activity. The record is from RefSeq and is a predicted model, not a curated record. The transcript is spliced from 6 exons. Bases 157 to 1131 code for a protein of 324 amino acids. NCBI's taxonomy places the organism in Eukaryota, Metazoa, Chordata, Actinopteri, Clupeiformes, Clupeidae.
UAUUCACAGCCUUACUCAAGGAACAGUCAUGUGAGGACCCAAGGCAAACAUCAGCUUACAGUGCUUAUAACAAUGCUUUUGAAUUUGUGUGUGCUUUUAAAGUAGGCCUAUUUGCGUAAAGGGAUCACCGUACUCUAGUAUUAUGUUUCGUCCAAAAUGUCACCACACCCUCAGAUGAGGAGUACAUUGCUUUUCUGUGCGUGGGUGGUGUUUUACAUCUCGUUCCUGGUUGCUACGAGAAGAAUGUGGACAGGGAAAUACGUCCGCAAUCCUUUCGCUCGAUCACUUUUCGCCAAAAUGGUGUCGGAGAGCGAAUAUAGUGCUGAAAAUCAAGAGUGGUACCGUUGCUGUCCGGAUCUACUGGGGGAAUCGGUAAGACCAUUGUUCGUGCAGAGUGACUUGGACGCAGACACUCGGACCUUUCUAAAAAUGAGCGAGGAGAAGUCUGGCUGGCUGUUCACUCAGCUCUAUCACUCCUUCUUUUCAACCGUUUUCAGUCCCAUCAUGUCUCGGACCUCCAUCAACGGGUUUCUUGGCCGAGGCUCCAUGUUUGUCUUCUCAAGGGAUCAGUUUCGCCGCUUGCUCGGCAUCCGCCCAGACUGGAAGGCAGACAGGCUGCUGGAUCUGGGGGCAGGAGACGGGGGAGUCACCGAUGUCAUGGGCUCACAUUUCAGAGAGAUCUAUGCCACAGAGGUUUCCAUCCCGAUGAGAUGGCAGCUCCAGAAAAAAAAUUACAAAUUGUUAGAAAUUGAAGAGUGGCAGAACACAGGCUUCCAGUAUGAUGUCAUCAGUUGUCUUAACCUGCUGGACCGUUGUGAACAACCUCUGGACCUGCUGAGAGACAUCAAGAAAGCUCUUGUGCCGGGGUCAGGCAGGGUCAUCGUGGCUGCUGUAGUCCCCUUCCAGCCCUAUAUAGAAAUAGGGGGGAGAUGGGAACGCCCAAAACAGCAUUUGAAAAUCAAAGGAAAGAGCUGGGAGGAACAAGUGACCAACCUAUCCAUUGAAGUCUUCUCCAAGGUUGGGUUGGAAGUCGAAGCUGUGACUCGGUUGCCAUAUCUUUGCGAAGGAGAUAUGUAUAAGGACUACUACGUGUUGGAUGAUGCGGUAUUUGUGUUGAAGGCUCAGGAAUGAAGUUGAACUUGCCCUUAAUUCAGUCAGUCACACGCUGGAAGGUUAGUUCAUGUGGUGCUCCUGAAGUCUAAACAACGCUGGUUUCAUUUUUGUGUGGGUUGCUUUUAGCAACAGACUUAUGCUGUGAACAAAUCUCUCUGAAGUGAUUUGGUUAAACAGAUCAAAACAUUGUCCUGUGAUUUUAAUGUUUGUAUUCAUAAAGUAGUCUCUAUGAUAUACAGAGGCUUUUUCUAUGUUCCAUGAAUAAGUUCUGUAUUCAAUAACACUGGUUUUCUUGUAUUGAAAAUGGAUCACCUGUCCUUAGGUCAAUCAAAAAGCAUUGUUUCCUGUUCAAAUCAUCGUCUGUAAGUAGUGCCUUUGAAUUGAUUUGUUCUUUUGGAUAGCAAAUAUAACACUUUUUACUUUGAUACUGUUAUCUUGUUGAAGAACAUCAACCCUUAAGCUGGUACCGUCACACCGGUGUGACAGGAAUGUUGGAAAGAAUUCAACAUGGAAUUUUAGAACCUUACAUUGUUGCGGAACAGAAUCUUCUGUUAGAAUAUUCAAAACUCCCCUGCUGAAGGCUGAACAAAAGAAAAUCAAUACAAAUAUGCAAGGACCAAUGGGAAGACUCUUCCAGUUUUGCUGUUGCCUACUGAAUAGGAUUUUAUUUUCAUUCCCAAUUCCAAAAGUUUUGUUCUGUACAUGUAUGGGCAAGUUGAGUCCACUAAGCUGGGUUAACGCGCCAUUCAAUAAAAAAAAUAAUAAUAAUAAUAAAAAAAAUAAU